CAAAAUAAUCAAAAGGGGUUUAGUAACCCGGCCGCGAAUCAAUUUACCACCCAAAAAUGGAAACCCUACAGAAAAAGUUUAUUUACUACAGCCGACGAAAAUCCUUCCGCUACGGAGUACCGUUUCUGCUGCUCAUGGUCGGCGGCUCCUUCGGAUUACAACAGUUCGCGCAGAUAAGAUAUGCCGUAUCGAAGAAAGGUUCGCUUACGAGAGAAGAAGCGAAUAAGGUUGGCGUGAACAUGAAAAAGCAGGAAGAUGUAACGCUCGAAGGUGAAUACGAGAAAAUUAAGACGCUUGACAUAGACCACUGGGAGAACGUGCGGGGACCACGGCCGUGGGAAGAGUCAGCACCUGCGAAGGAGACUAACAAAUGAUGGACAACAGUGAUAAUGGUUAGGAUAGUAGGGUUUCGCUAGAAAAUACAUUUCUUUAUUUGCUUCAGCGUGA
This is a messenger RNA of Anopheles cruzii, 447 nucleotides long. It is a transcript of the gene l(3)neo43, whose product is annotated as cytochrome c oxidase assembly protein COX16 homolog, mitochondrial. The record is from RefSeq and is a predicted model, not a curated record. The transcript is spliced from 2 exons. NCBI's taxonomy places the organism in Eukaryota, Metazoa, Arthropoda, Insecta, Diptera, Culicidae. The coding region runs from base 57 to 374 and encodes 105 amino acids. Gene Ontology annotation, cellular component: mitochondrial inner membrane. Gene Ontology annotation, biological process: mitochondrial respiratory chain complex IV assembly.